Molecule: messenger RNA, 7013 nt
Organism: Pongo pygmaeus (Bornean orangutan)
Lineage: Eukaryota; Metazoa; Chordata; Mammalia; Primates; Hominidae
Gene: GPRASP1
Product: G protein-coupled receptor associated sorting protein 1
Exons: 7
Coding region: 2472-6659 (1395 amino acids)
Cellular component (GO): nucleus; cytosol
Source: RefSeq, a predicted model, not a curated record
GAGAUCAUCAAAAUACAAUUGGACCAGACCCUUUGGAAAUAAUUCUGUGUCUCAAAUGCCCUGUGGAGCACACACUUAAUCAGUUGAUGGCUAUGGAAUUUUCCAACAUCAGCUAAAGAGAAGGGAUAGAGUGGUGACUUCCAAGCUUCAUGCAGAACCGGACAACAGAAAUUGAGAGGGAAAUUUUUAUGACAGAAGAGAGAAAGAAGAAAAUUGCUGGAAAUGACCUUGAAUAGAGGAGAUGGGAUAUCAUCUGGUUCUGGAGACAGCCUGUAUUUCUUGGAUCUUGGCUUCCUUCCAUCUUCAAAGCCAACAAUGACAAAUGUAGACUUUUUCAUGCUGCUUCAAUCUGACAUGGAGUCCCUGCCUUCCACAUCUAAAGUACCCUUGCAAUUACAUUGGCCAAGAUAACCCAGAAUAAUCUUAAAUUAAACUCAGCUGAUUAGCAAUCUUAAUGAUCCUUUGUCAGGUAAUGUAAAAUGGUACAUGUUCUGGCGAACAGGACAUGGACAUCUUUAGAGGACCGUUACCUGCCAAACACAAUGAGGGUAGCGUCUAAAUGAGUUUUCAAAUGGACAACAGUAACAACAUCAACUUGGUGUUUAACCACAUUGCUCUGUCUGUCCCAUGCAGGAAGCAGGGAAAGGAGGGGCUCAAGAGUAGAGGACAGAUGUGGGGGUGAAAGAAGAGGAUUCAAAAGGAGCCAGGUUGCUUUGUUUCGGGGAGGGGGGUGCACGGUGGGAUCCUCUCCUGAGAAUGACUGCUGAAACAAUAGGUAGUUGUGGCAGGUGGCUGAGAUUCAAGCUGGUUCGAAUACCAGCCACAUUUCCACACUGCCAAAUAUCAUGGCAAGAGAAGACUUGACAGGGAACCGAAGAGGAGCCAGGACCAUCCCUACCUGGUGGCAUCAAAGAGAGGGGACUGUUAUGACCUCCUGCGGGUCCUGACAGGGAAAGGUCCUCUUUUGGGGGCAACUGUGGCGACGGCCCAAUGCCAACGUGAGCCACCAUUUGAAAUGAGAAACAGCGGUGUGGCAGAAAGAAAUGAGUCUGGUGCAGACCAGUGGUUGGUUUCCUAGGGUUAGAGGUCUAGGUCUACCUUCUUUUAGAAGACGGGCAGUGGUGAGUCCUUGAUGGGAGCCCCCUGCCCCGGAGUUCACUUAAGAGCAAGUGUACCUUCCUCCCCUGCGUGGCUCCACGAAGCUGGGAAAGAAACGCACAGGACGACCACCCUAGAACCCCGGGCCUGUCUGGACUGAAAUCGCCUCUCCCCUCCCACACUGCAGUGCUGACACCCCCUCUCCCAUUAGCAUCCAGGAAGGAGGGUGAGCAGACUAGGGAGAGAGAGAGUGCAAACACCCAGCAGUCCUUAUAGGGGGGCGGUUGGGGCGGGGGUGCAGACACAUCACGGGACGGUUUGGUAUCCAUCCGCUGCUCCCUCCAGCGCGGCUCUUCGCGACCUCGCGAUCCUGUCCCCCGCCCGACCCCGCAGCCGCACGCCGGUGCCAUAUAUUAUAGCAGCGCCAGAAAUGUGGUGGUCGUCGCCACUUUAGGGUCCGCGGGGUCCUCCUGAGGCAGCCUGGUGCCAACCCGCAGGCCCAGGCUGGGGCUCGUCCUGGCCCCGCCCACCUCUGGGUCGGAACUAUGGUGGUUCUGUGAGGGGGGCGUCCUGCACUUUCGCGCCGUAUCCCUCCGCCCCCCUUCCCGACACCCUCGCGGAGAGCGGUUCUUGCCGCAUCCUGCGCAGCCCCUACCCAGUUUGGUGCAGAGGCGUGGGGGGCGGGACUCAUCUUUGCCAUUCGGAUCGCUGGGAAAGAGCUGGGAAUCCAACUGAAGAGCAGCCAGAGGAGAGCUGAAGAGAGGAGGGGGAGGCCGAUGACCUGGGCCCUGGGCCUCUGAAGGUCUGGCGUAUUCUGACAGGACUCAGUGAGCAUCUGUAGAGGAGAGGCUUGAAACAAAGGAGGAGCACGAAUAUUGCCUGGAUUUCUGGAGGCCUGCUUUAAGCCUGGCCAGUUCUGCAAGAAAGGCAAGGAGGAGGAGACUGGCUCACACCUCUGGAGGACCCCCUUCUGUCAGCUGUGGGGCUUGACACUACUUGAACAAGAAAAAGAGGGGGAAACUGCACCACAUCAGUGAAGAUCCACCUCCAGUGGCUGCUUUGCUGGUGGUGGAGUUGCUGCUGACAACCACCCUCAACGGGUCUGCACCCAUCCAGGAAAUCUCUGUCUUCCUCAAGCUUGGUUGUGCCUGUUCUACACUCUAUCUGUAUUAUUGAAUUACUGACUGAGACUGUGUUUGGGAAGGAGGCUGAGUGACUACUGGACUGGAUAUUGACUCUAACUCUUGUUUCCAAGCUUAUAUCCUCAAUCACCUAAAGAUCAGAGUGUGAAGAAACAAACCUGUGACAGAUCUGUGGUUGAGGUUUAGACUGGGGGAGGAGUAUAUUACUGGACUUUCUUUGUAACUUGUACCAUGACUGGAGCAGAGAUUGAGUCUGGUGCCCAGGUCAAGCCUGAAAAGAAGCCUGGGGAAGAGGUUGUAGGUGGGGCUGAGAUAGAGAAUGAUGUCCCUCUGGUGGUCAGACCCAAGGUUAGGACCCAGGCCCAGAUAAUGCCUGGGGCAAGGCCCAAGAAUAAGUCCAAGGUUAUGCCUGGAGCAAGCACCAAAGUUGAGACAAGUGCAGUGGGUGGGGCACGUCCUAAGAGUAAGGCCAAGGCAAUACCUGUUUCACGAUUUAAGGAAGAAGCCCAGAUGUGGGCUCAGCCCAGGUUUGGUGCUGAAAGAUUGUCUAAGACAGAGAGAAACUCCCAGACCAAUAUCAUAGCCUCUCCACUUGUCAAUACUGAUUCUGUGUUGGUUGCUAAAACAAAGUACCUGUCUGAGGUUAGAGAACUGGUUAAUACAGACACUGAGAGCUUUCCUAGAAGGAAGGCCCAUUACCAAGCAGGAUUCCAGCCUUCUUUUAGGUCAAAGGAGGAGACCAAUAUGGGGUCCUGGUGCUGUCCUAGGCCUACAUCUAAACAAGAAGCCUCUCCUAAUUCUGAUUUCAAAUGGGUAGACAAAUCUGUGAGUUCCUUGUUCUGGAGUGGAGAUGAGGUCACUGCAAAAUUUCAUCCUGGGAAUAGGGUAAAAGAUAGUACCAGAUCCAGGCACAUGGCCAAUCAAGAGGCUAAUACCAUGUCUAGGUCCCAAACUAACCAGGAGCUCUAUAUUGCAUCUAGUUCUGGUUCUGAGGAUGAGUCUGUUAAGACACCCUGGUUCUGGGCCAGAGAUAAAACCAAUACCUGGUCUGGGCCCAGGGAAGAUCCCAAUAGCAGGUCCAGGUUUAGGUCUAAGAAAGAAGUCUAUGUUGAAUCAAGUUCUGAAUCUGAGCAUGAAGACCAUUUGGAGUCCUGGUUUGGGGCUGGAGAGGAGGCCAAAUUCAGGUCCAAAAUGAGAGCCGGGAAGGAGGCCAAUAACAGGGCCAGGCAUAGGGCCAAGCGAGAAGCUUGCAUUGAUUUCAUGCCUGGGUCUAUAGAUGUAAUUAAAAAAGAGUCCUGUUUCUGGCCUGAAGAAAAUGCUAAUACCUUUUCAAGGCCCAUGAUCAAGAAAGAGGCCAGGGCCAGAGCAAUGGCAAAGGAAGAGGCCAAAACCAAGGCCCGAGCCAGGGCCAAGCAAGAAGCCAGGUCAGAGGAGGAAGCCCUCAUUGGGACCUGGUUCUGGGCUACAGAUGAGUCCAGCGUGGCAGAUGAAGCCAGCAUAGAGUCCAGUCUACAAGUGGAGGAUGAGUCCAUAAUUGGGAAUUGGUUCUGGACUGAAGAAGAGGCCAGUAUGGGGACGGGGGCUAGCAGUAAAUCCAGACCAAGGACUGAUGGGGAGCCUACUGGUGAUUCCUUAUUUGGGGCUAGGGAAAAGACCAGUAUGAAAACUGGGGCUGAGGCCACCUCUGAAUCUAUACUAGCAGCUGAUGAUGAACAGGUCAUUGUUGGUUCCUGGUUCUGGGCUGGUGAAGAGGUCAACCAAGAGGCUGAGGAAGAGACCAUUUUUGGGUCGUGGUUCUGGGUCACUGAUGCAGCCAGUGUGGAAUCUGGUGUUGGGGUCAGCUGUGAGUCCAGGACAAGGUCUGAGGAAGAAGAGGUCAUUGGUCCCUGGUUUUGGUCUGGAGAACAAGUUGAUAUAGAGGCUGGAAUCGGAGAAGAGGCCAGGCCAGGAGCUGAAGAAGAGACAAUAUUUGGGUCCUGGUUUUGGGCUGAAAACCAGACCUAUAUGGAUUGUAGGGCUGAAACUAGCUGUGACACCAUGCAAGGGGCUGAGGAGGAGGAGCCCAUUAUUGGGUCCUGGCUUUGGACCAGAGUAGAAGCUUGUGUGGAGGGUGAUGUCAACAGCAAGUCUAGCCUGGAGGACAAGGAAGAGGCCAUGAUACCAUGUUUUGGAGCCAAAGAAGAGGUCAGUAUGAAGCAUGGGACUGGUGUCAGAUGCAGAUUUAUGGCAGGGGCUGAGGAGACCAAUAAUAAGUCUUGCUUCUGGGCAGAAAAAGAACCCUGUAUGUAUCCUGCUGGUGGAGGAAGUUGGAAAUCUAGGCCAGAGGAGGAAGAGGACAUUGUCAAUUCAUGGUUCUGGUCCAGAAAAUACACAAAGCCAGAGGCCAUUAUAGGGUCCUGGUUAUGGGCUACAGAAGAGAGUAAUAUAGAUGGGACUGGAGAAGAGGCCAAGUUACUGACUGAAGAGGAGACCAUAAUCAAUUCCUGGUUCUGGAAAGAAGAUGAAGCCAUUUCAGAGGCUACUGACAGAGAAGAGUCCAGGCCAGAAGCUGAGGAGGGAGACAUUAUUGGUUCUUGGUUCUGGGCUGGAGAAGAGAACAGACUAGAGCCAGCUGCUGAGACUAGAGAAGAAGACAGGCUAGCAGCUGAGAAAGAAGGUAUUGUUGGGUCCUGGUUUGGGGCCAGAGAACAGACCAUUAGAAGAGAGGCUGGGUCUUGCAGCAAAUCCAGUCCUAAAGCUGAAGAGGAAGAAGUUAUUAUUGGGUCCUGGUUCUGGGAAGAAGAGGCCAGUCUGGAGGCAGUGGCAGGAGUCGGCUUUGAGUUAAAGCCUGGGACUGAGGAGGAAGAAAUCACUGUUGGGUCCUGGUUCUGGCCUGAAGAAGAAGCCAGUAUAGAGGCUGGAUCUCAGGCAGUAGAGGAGAUGGAGUCAGAGACUGAAGAGGAAACCAUUUUUGGGUCCUGGUUCUGGGAUGGAAAAGAAGUCAGUGAAGAAGCAGGACCAUGCUGUGUAUCCAAGCCAGAGGAUGAUGAAGAGAUGAUUUUUGAGUCCUGGUUCUGGUCUAGAGACAAAGCCAUUAAGGAAACUGGAACUGUGGCCACCUGUGAGUCCAAGCCAGAAAACGAGGAAGGGGCCAUUGCUGGGUCUUGGUUUGAGGCUGAAGAUGAGGUAGAUAACAGGACUGACAAUGGAAGCAACUGUGAGUCCAGGACAUUAGCUGAUGAAGAUGAGGCCAUAGUGGGGUCCUGGUUCUGGGCAGGAGAUGAGGCCCAUUUUGAAUCAAAUCCUAGCCCCGUGUUCAGGGCCAUUUGCAGGUCCACGUGUUCAGUUGAACAGGAGCCUGAUCCUUCACGCAGGCCUCAGAGUUGGGAGGAGGUCACUGUUCAGUUCAAGCCUGGUCCAUGGGGUAGGGUCGGCUUCCCAUCUAUAAGCCCCUUUAGAUUUCCGAAAGAGGCAGCAUCUUUAUUCUGUGAAAUGUUUGGGGGCAAACCCAGGAACAUGGUACUUAGCCCAGAAGGGGAAGAUCAGGAAUCUUUGCUUCAGCCUGAUCAGCCUGAUCCUGAGUUCCCAUUUCAGUAUGAUCCUUCCUACCGGUCAGUCCAGGAAAUUCGAGAGCACCUUAGGGCCAAGGAGAGUGCAGAGCCUGAGAGUUGGUCCUGUAACUGCAUACAAUGUGAGCUGAAAAUUGGUUCUGAAGAGUUUGAAGAACUCCUUUUAUUAAUGGAAAAAAUUCGGGAUCCUUUUAUUCAUGAAAUAUCUAAAAUUGCAAUGGGUAUGAGAAGUGCUUCUCAAUUUACCCGAGAUUUCAUUCGCGAUUCAGGUGUUGUCUCACUUAUUGAAACCUUGCUUAAUUAUCCGUCCUCCCGAGUUAGAACAAGUUUUUUGGAAAAUAUGAUUCGUAUGGCCCCACCUUAUCCAAAUCUAAACAUGAUUCAGACAUACAUAUGUAAAGUGUGUGAGGAAACCCUUGCUUAUAGCGUGGAUUCCCCGGAACAGCUGUCUGGAAUAAGGAUGAUUAGACAUCUCACUACUACUACUGACUAUCACACACUGGUUGCCAAUUAUAUGUCUGGGUUUCUCUCCUUAUUAGCUACAGGCAAUGCCAAAACAAGGUUUCAUGUUUUGAAAAUGCUACUGAAUUUAUCUGAAAAUCUUUUCAUGACAAAAGAACUACUCAGUGCUGAAGCAGUGUCAGAAUUUAUAGGCCUUUUUAACAGGGAAGAGACAAAUGACAAUAUUCAAAUUGUUCUUGCAAUAUUUGAGAAUAUUGGCAACAAUAUCAAAAAAGAAACAGUGUUCGCUGAUGAUGAUUUCAAUCUUGAGCCGCUUAUUUCUGCAUUCCACAAAGUUGAGAAAUUUGCUAAGGAACUGCAAGGCAAAACAGACAAUCAAAAUGACCCUGAAGGGGACCAAGAAAAUUAGUAAUGGUUAAUUGCUGGCCUCAGAUUGUCCUUAUGUUCCUGAGUUGUGAUCCUUGAGUAAUGCUUUGAUUUUAACAGUUGGUUCUGUGUUGCAACAUAUAUCUUUAGUGCUGACACUAACUUUGUCCAACUCUGUCUGUAAGCUGGAGCAUUUUUCUGAUGCCAACUGAAUAUUAGAGCUGAAAACACAUUUGUUGAUAUUUGUCUUGUCCAGAUUGUGAUGUUCAGUAUUUGAGCUUAUAGUGAACUGAGCGAUCAUAAAUAAGCCACCCUUCUGAUUGUCAUUCUACUGUAUAUAUAUAUAUUUGAGUGUUGUUUGUGUUUCAAUAAAGUUCUAUGUUAAAGUUGGCAGAAA